Frieseomelitta varia is the source of this 3091-nucleotide messenger RNA. RefSeq names its product RYamide receptor-like. Gene Ontology annotation, biological process: G protein-coupled receptor signaling pathway. Gene Ontology annotation, cellular component: membrane. The transcript is spliced from 11 exons. The record is from RefSeq and is a predicted model, not a curated record. NCBI's taxonomy places the organism in Eukaryota, Metazoa, Arthropoda, Insecta, Hymenoptera, Apidae. Gene Ontology annotation, molecular function: neuropeptide Y receptor activity. Bases 1033 to 2562 code for a protein of 509 amino acids.
AAAUUUGUACGCUGAAUUAAAAGUUCUCCGUUUGAUUAACAUUGGACGUUCGUUUGGCAAAGAUUCUGGAAGCAACAAGUUCGGGAGGAGGAUCAAACUCGAUGAAAUUUGGAACAAGCGGAAGAUUGAAAGAUUUCGAUCUCUCGGCUCUUCGAAUUAAAUAUUCGUGCGACUGCUGACUCGCAAGCUGGCAAUCAGCUGACGAGAGGGAGGGGCGAGGGACAGUUGUUCGCGCAGAGACUGACGGAAUAUCGUGAAAGAAUCGACCAUCAGCUUGCACUGCACGGAUCCAAGGAAACAGGCGAGGGUGUUUCGGGCCCCUUUGAUAUCGUGGUCUUUGUCGCAACGCUGGUUGACUGUCAACAUCGGAACGUCGAACGCAGCUGACCAAGCAGCCCCGCAACUGUUGACAUCCGUUCCAAUCGCCAAAUUCCGACCUGUCGCGCUAAAAUAUUCAUUCGUUCGCCUCCACUUUUAUCGCGCUGCCGACAACAGAGUCGCGCGUCUUUCUAAAAAGCUGGCACGCGUCGCGACCAGAUGGAACGAUCGGAAAAUUCCUGAGGGUUGGAAAGCAGCGCUCGGUGGAUCGUUUCGUUAUCAUGUUGCGCGAUAGCAGUAUGCUGAAACGGCUGACUGUGAGUCCGACGCAACUGGAACUCACGACGCGUGGAAACGAGACGACCGCCCGCGAGGGAAUCCUCGAGAUGUCCCGACGUUUCCAUGAUUGAUUCGUCGCAAGAUCGAUUCCACGGUUUCGCUCCUUCUUUCCGGAUCUGUUUAUUUAUUUCGAUAAUUAUAUUCGAGCUUGGCUGCAACGCCCUCGAGUUUUGCUCGUCGUGCGAUGCUUCCCUUUUUCGCUUCUGCGAUUUCGCCAAUUAUUCGGUCAAUCGGUGGGUCGAAAGGGCGCAGCGAGUGGACAGAGCUACGAACAGAGAAGUGUGAUCGAACGGCGGAAACGUGAAAGCUCGAUUGUUCCGCUGGGGAGGGUGAGGUCUCGCUUCGCCGGAAACCAAUGCCGCUCGGAUCUCACGAAUGAUAGUUGGCGGUCGUUCGAACGGAAACACUAACCUCCGGAGUGGCACAUUGUUCGUAUUCACUUCUCAACGACCGAAAAUUCUCGAUCGGGACGGGAUCAAAUUUUUUUUGUUUGAAUUCUCCACGACUCUCGGCGACUUGGAUUCCUGCGCCAUUGAAUCCAUCAUCAUGAAUAUCUCACGGUACGACGAAAAUGAACUAAGAGAGAAUAUUUGGCCACCUAUGUUCAACGAUACAUCAACGUUCCUGUCUUACGCAAACGACUCAAUGUACAAUGAUUUUGAAGACAAAUACGAGGUCCCAAUCGCCGUACUUGUGCUCCUCAGCAUAGCGUAUGGAACGAUAUCAUUUUUAGCGGUAGUGGGAAAUUCUCUCGUCAUGUGGAUAAUAGCUACAUCGAGGCGCAUGCAGAACGUGACAAACUUUUUCAUAGCGAACCUGGCACUGGCGGACAUUGUCAUCGGUUUAUUCGCCAUUCCGUUUCAGUUUCAAGCAGCCCUGCUGCAAAGAUGGAUUCUGCCUCAUUUUAUGUGCGCGUUUUGCCCCUUCGUGCAAGUACUUUCUGUCAAUGUCUCAGUUUUUACAUUAACGGCAAUCGCGAUCGAUCGACAUCGGGCGAUCUUAAAGCCCCUCCGCGCGAGGCCAAGCAAAUUGACCGCCAAAUUUAUAAUCGCUGGAAUUUGGUUUCUCGCUGGAAGUUUAGCCACACCAGUGGCAAUCGCGCGAAGGGUCAUUAUGGUACAGGAUGGUACUAACGGUCACUUCAAACCGUUCUGUAUACAUGUGAACCUGUCUGACAGAUCAAUGUUCAUUUACUCGGGAUUACUGGUAUUUUUGCAAUAUCUCACGCCUCUCUCGAUCAUUUCCUGCGUGUAUGCAAGAAUGGCGUUGAAACUCUGGGGGAAUAAGGCUCCGGGGAAUGCCGAAGAUUCUCGAGACGCGAAUUUAAUGAAGAACAAAAUGCGGGUAAUCAAAAUGUUAAUAAUCGUCGUAGCACUUUUCGCGAUUUGUUGGCUACCGCUUCAACUGUACAACGUUUUCCAAUAUUUUUAUUCGGAAAUCAACGAAUACAGAUAUAUCCAUUACAUAUGGUUUUUCUUCGACUGGUUGGCCAUGUCAAAUAGUUGUUACAAUCCAUUUAUUUAUGGGAUAUAUAACGAAAAAUUUAGAAGGGAGUUUCAACAGAAAUGUCCUUUUAAAUCGCGGAAAUGGUCAGCUAAUCCAACAAUUGAUACCAUGGACAUGGAUAAAACGCAAAGCACACGAGCUUCCAUAAGAUAUGAAUGGAAGCGUACGAUAUCUGGUACUUAUCCAACCGUGUCGUCCUUUUACAAAGGUAUAUCAGCAAGAGAAUCGACUCAAUCGUUUAUCGAUGAUCACCAAAAGAAUGUACGAAACAAAAGAGGGAUUACCUACUAUUUUCGCGGUGGGAAUCAUUGUUCGAGCAGAAACGAAGAAUUGUACGUUUUUUCACCCGGAAGGCAUAAACACAGUCAAGGCCUCGACACGAAGGAAUUAUGUUUAUAAUACGCAGAAUUUAAACCACAUACUUAUCGGUUAAUUUGAAUAGCAUUAGCGAGACGAAAUCUACUUUGUUUGAAAUGCAAAAUUUGCACGAUCCGUUUCGCGUAUGUGAUAUGCAAAGAGGUAAAAAGCAGUAAGUUUAAUUAGGGUAAUAAUAGUUUUCUCUAUAAAAAACGAUGGUGGUACGAGAUAAAUAUUUUCCACAAAUUUUACAAUAAUUUCUGAACAUCAAAACGUGUCUAAUUAAUCGCGUUUCCUUUUCAGUUCUUCUAAGCGUUGCUCAAGCUUUUCUACGAUUUAAAGGUGGUGAACACUUGUCUAGCAUUUAUUAGAUUCAUAAUAUGUAUACAUGUGCGUACACGAAUACCCUUGCACCCUUUCAAUUUCUUUGCAUUUAACGCAUAACAGUUCCUCAAUGAACUACUAUUUCAUAAAACGAUUCUCGAAAAAUUCUAAGAACGACAGGAAUGCUUAGUUGUAAAGAAGAUGCAACGAUGAAUAUUUUUGAACUAAUUAGAUUAAUCGAAAGAAA